Molecule: messenger RNA, 660 nt
Organism: Stylonychia lemnae
Lineage: Eukaryota; Ciliophora; Spirotrichea; Sporadotrichida; Oxytrichidae
Source: the annotation of a GenBank genome assembly
AUGUCAAAUAAAAAGGAAAAGGAAACUGAAGUUGCUAAUCCUACUAACACUCCUGAGACAGCUCAAGGAUUUUAAUUUAUUCCUACUAGAUUCAAAAAGUCUGAAACAAAAGAAGGCAGUGAUUUCAGAUGGUGGGUUACUUUUUUCCUAUUCUUGCAUGUAGGAUUUAUAUGUCUUGCACUAACUUUCAUUAAAUUUUUCUUGGUGCUUUUCCAAUUACUAUAUAUUUACUUUUGCUAUUUCACCUGCAUGACUCUAAGUAGACUUGUGGGUGUUGCUUAUCUUCUAUCAAUAAUUGGUGGAGGAAUAUAUGGAAUCUAUGAUUUAUUUGAUUUCAAGAGUAAUUAUGGCUUUGAAUCGAUGAUUCUAUACAUUGGUAUUUUGGUGGUGCAAGCAUUUGGAUUCUUCUUUAUAGGCAGAUCUAUGAUUAAUUACACAAAAUCUUUGAAUCAACCAGCCCACCAGCCUUUGAUUGAAAAGUAGAAAAAGAAACGUAGAAGAUCAUCUAAAAAGAAAGUAGAUCAGAAAGGAUCAACUAAAGGUGACGAAUCAAAAUCAGAGUAUACAUAUUAUUCAUAAAGUGAUGAAGAGAAAGGGAAAAAAGAGAAAAAUGAUCAAAAUGAUUAAGCUCAAGAGACACCUUAGCCCACCCCAAAAUGA